Molecule: messenger RNA, 4997 nt
Organism: Amborella trichopoda
Lineage: Eukaryota; Viridiplantae; Streptophyta; Magnoliopsida; Amborellales; Amborellaceae
Gene: NRPC1
Product: nuclear RNA polymerase C1
Biological process (GO): DNA-templated transcription
Molecular function (GO): DNA binding; DNA-directed RNA polymerase activity
Source: RefSeq, a predicted model, not a curated record
UCUUACCGGAGGGAGCGAGUCUACCGUAUGCCCCUCGGCAGCACCGCAAAAGAAAAACGAGACUCGUGCGGGAAAUCCCGCCAAAUAACUCAUUCACAAUUUAGGGUUUAUCCCGUUAUAGGAUUUUACAGCGUACCUUAUUGUGAUAACAGGGUUUAGCUUUUCAAGAUACAGGGGUAGUAUUCUCUUUGUAAUUCUGUAGGGUUUUUCUCUCUGACAGUAAAUCUGCAACAUGGAUUCCGAGAAGGAAGCAUUCAACUUCACAAAAAAGCCCUUUGUCGAAGACAUCGGACCACGAAAAAUAAAGAGCGUCCAGUUUUGCAUGCUAUCUGGACCUGAAAUUGUGAAAGCUGCAGAAACGCAGGUUUAUAAGCGUGAUUACUAUAAUAGGACCGAUCUUAAGCCUGCCGAACAUGGUGUACUUGACACUCGUAUGGGUUUUUCAACUAAAUCUGGUUCAUGUGCCACCUGUUUUGGUGAUUUCCAAACCUGUCCAGGCCAUUUUGGAUACUUGAAGCUUGCUCUACCAGUUUUUCAUGUUGGCUACUUUAGGACCACGAUAAUCGUUUUGCAAUGCAUUUGCAAGUCAUGUGCACGUAUACUUCUAUUUGAGGAAGAACGCAAACAAUUUCUGAAGAAGAUACGGAAUCCUAGAGCAGAGCUGCAUCAAAAGAAUGACUUUGUGAAAAAAGUAAUUGAUAAAUGUAAACGUGUGCGCAUCUGCCCUCGUUGUGGAGAUUAUAAUGGUGUUGUGAAGAAGGCCGGUCCAACUUUUCGCAUAUCUCAUGAUAGAUCCAAGGCAAAUUAUGAUAAACUAACUAAAGAGUGUAAAACGGCAAUCUCACAAACUAAAUAUUCAAAUUCAGACUUUAAUAUGGUUGAAAAUCUUACCCCUCAACGUGCUCUUGCUCUUUUUGAAAGAAUGGUGGAUGAGGAUUGUGAUUUGCUGUAUCUAUAUGAUCGGCCUGAGAAACUCAUCAUAACACACAUUGCAGUGCCACCUGCAGGCAUUCGUCCUACUUAUCAAUCAGGUUCUAGACUCAAUGAAAAUGAACUUACUACUAAAUUAUGGGAAAUCGUUCAGAUAAAUCAUACUUUGAUUGAUCAUGUGAACAAGGGAAAUCUUCCACAGUAUUAUAUGGACACUUGGGUGUUGCUACAAGUUCGGGUGGCUUUGUACAUAAAUAGCGAGCUUCCUAGUCUUCCACUUAACUAUCAGCCCAGCAAAUUUGAGGGUGGGCUUGUACAGCGCCUUAAGGGCAAGCAGGGGCGCUUUCGUUCUAACUUAGAAGGAAAACGUGUUGAUUUUACUGGCCGGACUGUUAUUUCUCCAGAUCCCAAUCUUAAGAUUACAGAGGUUGCAAUUCCCAGAUUAAUGGCUCAGAUCUUAACCUAUAAGGAACGUGUCACCAUUCACAAUAUCGAGAAGCUAAGGCAAUGUGUUCGUAAUGGACCUGUGAAAUACCCUGGGGCUAACUUUGUGAUCUCUGGUGGUGACACACUAUCGCUAAGGUAUGGUAACAAAAAACGUAAAGCGGAUGAACUAAAAUUUGGUGAUUUUGUGGAGCGUCAUUUAGAGGAUGGAGAAAUUGUUCUUUUUAAUCGACAGCCCAGUCUGCACAGAAUGUCUAUUAUGUGCCAUAGGGCAAGAGUGAUGCCCUGGAGAACAUUGCGGUUCAAUGAAUCAGUGUGCAAUCCAUAUAAUGCUGAUUUUGAUGGUGACGAGAUGAACAUACAUGUUCCUCAGACUGAAGAGGCUCGUACGGAAGCUCUCAUGCUCAUGGGGGUACAACACAAUUUGUGCACACCAAAGAACGGAGAAAUUUUGGUUGCUUCCACUCAAGAUUUUCUAACGUCUUCAUAUCUUAUAACAAGGAAGGACACUUUUUAUGAUCGUGCUACUUUCUCGCUUAUGUGUUCCUAUAUGGGUGAUGGCAUGGAGAAUAUUGAUUUACCAACACCGGCUUUACUGAAGCCAGUGGAGCUUUGGACUGGGAAACAACUGUUUAGUGUUCUGAUUCGUCCACAUGCACACAUGAAGGUUUAUGUAAAUCUUAGCCUCAUGGAGAAAAAUUACAGUAAGGGAGGUGAAACAAUGUGCGCUAAUGAUGGAUUUGUUUAUAUUCGCAAUAGUGAGCUCAUUUCUGGUCAACUUGGAAAAGCUACCUUAGGAAAUGGCAAUAAAGAUGGACUGUUUUCUGUUCUUUUAAGAGACUACAAUUCUCAUGCUGCUGCUUCUUGUAUGAAUCGGCUUGCCAAACUAAGUGCUCGAUGGAUUGGAAACCAUGGGUUCUCGAUUGGAAUAGACGAUGUUCUACCAGGAUCUCAUCUCACAAAGCAGAAAGAAGAACAAAUAAAAGGAGGAUAUUCUAAUUGUGAUGCCUUCAUAGAUGCGUAUGAUAAGGGAAAGCUCUCUUUGAAGCCUGGUUGUAACGCGGCUCAAACACUAGAAGCUGAAAUAACUCGUGUCCUAAAUGGAAUUCGAGAUGCAGCUGCAAAGGUCUGUAUGGAAGAACUACAUUGGAGGAAUAGCCCAUUGAUUAUGUCACAAUGUGGUUCGAAGGGUUCCCCCAUAAAUAUUAGUCAAAUGAUUGCUUGUGUUGGCCAGCAAUCUGUAGGAGGUCGCCGUGCCCCUAAUGGAUUUAUUGACCGCAGUCUUCCUCACUUUCCUCGAAAUGACAAAACACCUGCUGCUAAGGGGUUUGUGGCGAAUUCUUUCUACACUGGGUUGACAGCAGCUGAGUUUUUCUUUCAUACAAUGGGUGGCCGGGAGGGCCUUGUUGAUACUGCGGUUAAGACUGCUGAUACGGGAUACUUGUCACGGAGAUUAAUUAAAUCCUUGGAGGACCUUUCAACGCAUUAUGAUGAUACAGUGCGUAAUUCUAGUGGUACUAUUAUCCAGUUUUCUUAUGGUGAUGAUGGUAUGGAUCCAGCAAAAAUGGAAGGAAAGAGUGGUGUACCAUUGAAUUUGGACCGUUUAUUCAUGAAGAUCAAGGCUACAUGCCCUGCAAGUGUUUCUGCUAGUUUGUCUCCUUCAGAAAUUUCAACCAUAGUGAAUGACAGGUUAUCAAAACAUGAUAUGACCCCUGAAAGAGGUUGCUCUAUGGCUUUCAAAGAGGAGUUGUCUAACUUCAUUAAAAAACGCAUGGAUGCCAUAAAGAAAACCAGGAACAUGCUAGGACUGGAUGAGGAUUGUGUCGACAAAGAGAAAUUUUCCGGUCUAGAACAUGUAGCAGCAAACAUAUCUGGUAUAUCUCGUCAACAGCUGCGGGUGUUCUUGGAAACAUGUAUAUCUCGUUAUCAUUUGAAGAGAAUUGAAGCUGGUACUGCAAUUGGAGCUAUAGGAGCACAAAGUAUUGGAGAACCUGGGACACAGAUGACAUUGAAAACCUUCCACUUUGCUGGGGUUGCAAGCAUGAAUAUUACUCUUGGUGUUCCUCGAAUCAAGGAAAUAUUAGGGGCAUCAAAAAAAAUCAGUACCCCAAUCAUUACUGCAACACUUGUCUGUGAUAAUGAUGAAAAAUCAGCGCGAAUCGUGAAAGGUCGUAUCGAGAAAACUCUUCUUGGUGAGGUUGCUAAAACGGUGAAAAUUUCUGUAACACCCACGCAAGCAUCCAUAAAUAUUACACUUGAUAUGAAGAGGAUUGAAGCUUUGCAAAUGGCUAUUGAUGCAAAGACUGUUGCUGAUUCCAUUUCAGAAAAUUUAAAGGCAAAAGUGUCGCGGACAAAGCUAAAAGUGAAGCCUACUUUUACCCUGCCAGACAAGUUGAAGAUUCUUCUUCCUGAAAUUGGUAGAAAAGAGGUUCUGUAUUCUCUUCACUUGUUGCAAUCCUUGCUUCCAAAGAUUAUAGUAAAGGGCAUUCCGACUGUUGAGCGUGCAGUCAUUAACAACGUCAAGGGCAAGCUUAAUCUGCUUGUGGAAGGUACGAAUCUCCUUGCUGUAAUGGGUACACCAGGAGUGGACGGGAGAAAUACCACUAGUAAUCAUAUUGUUGAGGUGGAGGGAACACUGGGUAUUGAGGCUGCAAGGAAGAGUAUAAUUGAUGAGAUACAAUACACCAUGAAAAGCCAUGGAAUGAGCAUUGAUCUACGUCAUAUGAUGCUUCUUGCAGAUUUGAUGACUUUCAGGGGUUUGGUGCUUGGCAUCCAAAGGUUUGGCAUUACCAAGAUGAAAGAGAGCGUGCUGAUGCUUGCAUCAUUUGAGAGGACGGCUGACAUUCUCUUCGAUGCGACAACCCGUGGGAGGGUUGACACAAUUGCAGGAGUGAGUGAGUGCAUCAUCAUGGGUGUACCUAUGCAGAUUGGAACCGGAAUACUCAGUGUUCAGCAACGGCCUGAACAGCUUGCAAAAUUGACUUAUGGUCCAGACCCAAUUAUUUGCUGACAUCGAGGUUUUAAUUCGGGUGGUGUCAGGAAGAUGCUUAUGGGCAAGUUUUAACUAGUGAAGAAAGCGAGCUUAGUUCUCUGUUUAUAAGGGCAUAUAUUCCUUUCAUAACUAGCCGAUCAUCCUGUUCAUAGACAAUCUACAGUCCAUUAAUGUAAAUAUCCUCCAAGCCUUUUCAUUUUCUUUAACUUCCCUCAUUCCAUUUUAUGUGCCUAAAAUCUGGCUGCUGUUGUAACUGGCCCGAGCAUUUGGAUGGCUGGGGGUUUGUCACUAACGAUGCUCAAAGUUCACAGAGUUCCAGGACUUCGAUGAGAAAUGACAUGCCCUGGCUUGUGCAGAUUCGCAUCAAAUGGAUUGUAAUUUUUUUCAUCUUGGUCCCUAAAGUAAAUUCCAUAGGACCUUGUGCAGAGAAAUGGCAUACCUUCCCAAUUUCACGCAUGAAGAAUUCGAGUUGGUGGUUAUCUCUGCGAAAGGUAAAUGGUCCCUUUCUACUAUACAAUUUAUGUCUUUUACUUACAUUACUGUUAUGAUGUAAAUUUAUUGAUAUUUUAGUGGACUGGGACUUCUUUAAUUAUGAGAUGCUAGUACAUAAUGGCAUUGGAUUCAACACCAA